Anopheles darlingi is the source of this 1998-nucleotide messenger RNA. RefSeq names its product coiled-coil domain-containing protein 93 (gene fidipidine). Lineage: Eukaryota; Metazoa; Arthropoda; Insecta; Diptera; Culicidae. The transcript is spliced from 8 exons. The record is from RefSeq and is a predicted model, not a curated record. The coding region runs from base 94 to 1917 and encodes 607 amino acids. Gene Ontology annotation, biological process: Golgi to plasma membrane transport.
AAGAUUGAAUUACACAUUUUAGUGGGUUUGUUCUUCGAGAUUUUUUGCGGGGAUCGUAGCACCCAUCGCUGAUCUGAAUAUAUUCCCCAAGUCAUGGCGACGAAAAACAUCUUCUCCAAGCAUCUACCGAACGUGAAGUUGGCUACUAGGAUUGAUGCCGAUGGAAACGAAAUACAGGUUGAAAGACGUGAGGAUGAGGAGCAGAAGCGCAAGGAGCAGGACAUCAUCGAAACCCUCGUCGGUGCCGGGUACUAUCGUGCCCACAUCCAGGGCCUGUCGCCGUUCGACAAAAUCGUCGGUGGGAUGACCUGGUGCAUCGAGGCCUGCGAUUACGACGUCGACGUUGACCUGCUGUUCCACGAGAACCUUACCAUAGGCCAGAAAAUUGCACUGACGGAGAAGAUUGUGGCCGUGCUUCCGCGUAUGCAGUGUCCGUUCCUGAUAGAACCGCAUCAAAUUCAGGGCCUGGAUUUCAUCAACAUAUUCCCGGUGGUACAGUGGCUCGUAAAGCGGUCGGUGGAGAACCGCAGCAAAAAGGCCGAUACAUUGCGCAAACUAGCGGCCACUCAGUUCCAGAACCAUUUCACGCUCGGUGCCGACCGUGAGUUGCAGCGGUUACGCGUUAAACAGUUGGACAAUCUGCGUGCGGUCGAGGGAAAGUAUCCACCGAAACGUGCCUUCAAGCUGCGUAAAGCGGCCGGCGGUGGUUGGAUACCAGUGCGUCCUAAGGAUGCAGCGGACGAUACGGCGGACGAGGAACAUACCGGUGAAGAUGGAAUCGACAGUGCGAUACAGGAGGAGGAAGAAGAAACGGUUCAGCUUUCCGAGGAGCGUGAGUUUGAUUUCGAGUCUUUGUUUAAAAACCUAGCGCGUGAGCACAACCUUCCGACGGACCUAUCGGAAACGGAUCAUGCAGCUUUAACGAAGAAUUACGAUGAAUGGAAGCAGCAAGCGGCUGCCUCUUCAGAAACGGCGGCUUCCCUGGCCGAACGCAACCAGAUCAAAACUUUACUGACCGCAAAGCUUGCUUUGGUAAAGAAAGUGGAACAGGCGCUGGAAGAGUUUGAACAGUUCCAGAAAACGGUGACGGAGGAGGAACGAUGCCUUCAGCAAACGGUUGAACGAAAGGAAUCGCUGGAGGAGGAGAUAAAGAAUCUGGACAAUUUGGAGAUAAGCGAAGAGAAUCAAAAAAUUUUGGAUCGUGCCAAGCAGCUGGUGCUAAAGAAUGAAAAUAUGAAAAAGCUGGAAACCCAAUUCAAAGAGAACUGCAAAAAGGAACUGGCAGAGCUACAAGCAAAGAUUGACAAGGCGGAGACAUCUACACCAGAUGACGAUAUGGUAGAACUGCAACGGCAGCUAGAUAUGGAGCAAGAACGUUUGAAAUCGUUACGGCUGCAAUUGGCUAAGAAAAAUCGUGCCUACGUGUCGAUUAACCGCCAGCUGGAUAACAUACCUGAUCGCACCGAGUUGGCCCAGUAUCAGCGAAGAUUCCUCGAGCUUUACAAUCAAGUGAGUGCGAAGCAUCGUGAAACGAAGCAGUUCUACACACUCUACAACACGCUGGACGAUACGAAGGUGUACUUGGAGAAAGAGAUGUCGCUACUCAACUCGAUCUACGACAAUUACGGGGGCGCCAUGCAGAAACCGCACACACGCGAACAGUUCAUUCAGCAGUUCGAUUCGAUCGUCGAAGGAAUUCGAACGACCAAGGCUUCGCUACGCCGGAAGUGUGACGAUGAACGUUCGAAACGGGACGCACUGAAUGGACAGUUGCAAUUGUUAGUGGAACAACAACGCAAGUACGCGGCGACCGUUAAGCAACUAACGCUUGAAUGCCAGCGAAACGAAGCCCUGAUGCAACAUCUGAAGGCGCUCAAGAUUGCUUCAUCGGCCGGAAAUCAAACGAGGCCUUCGUAACCUGGUACGAUUGCCCAGCAUUCCACUUUGCUCGUAAAGCCCAGAACCCGAAGAAUAUAUACUCUCACCAAGUGACUUUUA